Messenger RNA from Solea solea (common sole), 6004 nucleotides. RefSeq names its product CREB-regulated transcription coactivator 2-like. Bases 46 to 2718 code for a protein of 890 amino acids. Gene Ontology annotation, biological process: positive regulation of transcription by RNA polymerase II; protein homotetramerization. The transcript is spliced from 16 exons. Gene Ontology annotation, molecular function: cAMP response element binding protein binding. The record is from RefSeq and is a predicted model, not a curated record. Lineage: Eukaryota; Metazoa; Chordata; Actinopteri; Pleuronectiformes; Soleidae. Gene Ontology annotation, cellular component: cytoplasm; nucleus.
GAAAAUCAUUCCACUACGUCAAGUCGUCCCGUCCGCUCUGUGAAGAUGUCUGCGACGGGUUCAGGCGGCUGUGGACCGGGACCCGGACCCACCUCGGGCACCGGGUCCGGGGCUUCCAACCCCAGAAAGUUCAGCGAGAAGAUAGCGCUGCACACCCAGCGGCAGGCCGAGGAGACCGCCGCCUUCCAGGAGGUGAUGAUGGACAUCACCUCGACCAGGCUCCAGGCUCAGAAGCUCCGUCUUGCCAGGAGUCAGGGUCCGUACUACGGCGGCUCGUUACCCAACGUCAACCAGAUCGGCAGGAGCCCGCAGGACUUUCAGGGCUCCUUCCCUUCCACUCUGGAGUCCAACCGGUCAACGCGGCAUCACGGCCUGGUGGAACGAGUCCAGAGAGAUCGUCGUUUCAUCUCCCCGGUCCGGCCGUACCGCAACCGACAAGUGGACAGCUCGCCAUAUAACUCCGCCUACUUGUCCCCGCCGCCCGACCCCAGCUGGAGAAGGAAUUGGCCUGGAAACUUCCCCGGGGAUAAAAGCCAGUCGUUUCAUCUCCCCACCACUGCACUCAACAGAACCAACUCUGACUCAGCCCUCCACACCAGCGUAAUGAACCCACCCACAGGAGACCCCUUUCUCACAGGAGGCCACACCCUCACCCCCCAGAGCACCAGGCGCACAGGUCAGACUGAUGGAGAAGGCAGAAGAAUGUUUCCUUACCCGGUUCCUCCAAUUGAAGAGAACAUGUUGGACGAAGGGAAACUGCUCAAACCCUGGGACACCAAGAAGUUGCCUCUGUUGACGUCCCGACCCAAGUCCUGUGAAGUCCCGGGUAUCAAUAUCUUUACAUCCCCGGAGCAGCCGUCCAUUCCCACUCACGGUGUCCCCUCGGCUCUCAACACUGGUGGCUCGCUGCCCGACCUGUCCAGCCUCCACUUUCCCUCCCCACUGCCCACUCCGCUGGACCAGGACGAGCCCGGUUACCUAGGAUCCUCCUCUCUGAGCGGUGGGAGCAGCACCGGUAACCUGGCCUCCACCCUGACCCAGCUGGGUAUCAACGCUGCCAACGUAUCAGGAGGCAACAGCAACUACCAUCACCACUCACAAGGUCUCCUGGCGUCUCUACAGAGCACGCUCAGUAACCCCUCCCUGCAGUCGUCGCUAAGCAACCCCAACAUCCAGUCGUCCCUCAGCAGCCACUCCUUUUCCAACUCUCUGAGCUCCGCCUCCCUGCACUCGUCGCUCAGCAAUCCCUCGCUACAGUCGUCCCUAAGCUCCUCCCCCUCUCUGCCGUCCUCCCUCAGCAGCCAGUCGCUGCACUCCUCCCUCAGUAACUCCUCCCUCCAGUCGGUGUCCAGCGGUAACCCCAACUACAGUGGUGGCGGCGGUGGCAUGGGCGGCUCCGGCUCCUCCUCUUCCUCCUCCUACUCGCCGAUGCUCAGCGGCCAGGGUCAGACAUCGCUCAGCACGUCGCCGCGGAGACGAGCCCAGCUGUCGCCACUCAUCCUGCCCAUGGGAGGGGAGUCGAGGAGGCAUCACUCCAAACAGUUCUCCCCCACCAUCUCCCCCACCCUGUCCUCCAUCACACAGGGCGUCCCUCUUGACACCAGCAAACUGCCUCUGGACCAGAGGCUUCCUCCGUACCCGCUCAGUCAGUCCCACCAGCACCAGCCAGGCUCACACCAGCCUCUCCCCAGUCUGCCAGGCUCGCAGCCUGGACAGCAGCCUCCUGCACUGGCUCAGCACCACCACCAGCAGAUGCACCGCCUCCAGCAGACGCGACCCAACGCCCAGCAGCAGCAGCAGCAGCAGCAGCAACAGCAGCAGCAGCAGCAGCAUCAUCAGCAGCAGCAACAGCAGCAGCAGCAUCAACAACAACAGCAGCAUCAGCAGCAUCAGCAGCAGCAGCAGCAGCAUCAGCAGCAUCAGCAGCAGCUACAGUCCAUGCAGCAGCUGCACCUGCAGAACCUGCGCAACCAGCACAUGCAUCAGCACUUUGGAACGAAGCAGAUGGGACAGCAGAUGAACAUGACCAACACGCCGUUGAUCAAGAACGAGAAUGCGCUGGAUCAGUGUGUCCAGAGCUCCUCGAUGUCGUCGCAGUGUCACGUCAAACAGGAAGCAGAGCAGCAACAACAACAACAACAGCAGCAGCAGCAGCAGCAACAACAGCAGCAGCAGCAGCAGCAGCAGAGAGUCAGCGGCCUCCCGCAGCUCCAGCAGAUCAGCCACAGCCUCGCCACCGACCUCUACAACGACGCUUUGUUCAGCUCUCUGCUUGACGACCCGUACCUGAGUCUGCAGCUCUCCAGCAAAUCCAGCAACCAGCAGUUCACGGCCGAGAACCAGGGCGACGGUUUGUCUCUGAACCACGGCGGCGUGAGCCGCGGCAACGCCGACAAGAACCAGUUCCCCUCCAACACCCAGGGCACCAUGGGCCUGCAGGACCACGGCGACCAGCAGCUCCUCAACAACCAGAACCAGAACUACAGCGGAGACGGACGACACAAUGUCCCCAACAUCAUCCUCACAGGAGAUUCACCUCCAGGUCUGUCCAAAGAGAUUGCCAGCGCUCUGUCCCACGUCCCCGGCUUCGAGAUGGACCCGUUCUCCCUGGACGACCCGCUCAGGAUGGACCACCUCGCUCUGGACAUGCUUGAAGGUGACCUGAUGCUCGCCGACCCGGCCGUGGAGGACUCUUUCCGAUCCGACCGGUUAAAGUGACCCCUCCUGGCCCCGCCGCCGCCGCCCGCUGCCGCACCCGUACGCUUCAACGCUCCGCAGAGCGAGGUUUGGACACCACGGAGCGGAAAUCUCUCUGACGAAGUCUCGGAGAAACGGACGCCAAGGUUUUCAGUGGCGGAUUGAACUGAUGGAGGCGGAGCUUUUCCAUCGAAGGCGGAGCUUUUCCAUCGAAGGCACUUAAACUGAAAACGCUCUUGCAAUGCUUGAAAAACCAAGUCGCUUCUCUUUCUUUUUCUCUCUCUGUUUUUCGGCAUUAGCUUGUACGAGUCUCGUCUGCACGUUAACGGAAAAAAAAAUAAUGCAAAAGACUGAACUGUGUGUGUGUGUGUGUGUGUGUGUGUGUGUGAGUGAGUGAAAAACCAGGUUUACGUCGCUCCCCCCCCCCCCCCCCCCCCGGCGGCCAUUUUGACCGUCGCAUUACACGGGAAAGAAGAUUGGUUUGGACGAAUUCACCCACCCUCUAAACCCCACCCCCCUCCUAAACCCCACCCACCCCCAAAAACUGCCAUUCUAUGUCAGACAAGGCCGGCGCCGCGGCGUCCACCGCGUCCUCAGCGUCCACGUCCUCUGCUUUAAUCGCCACUUUGACAGGAAGUCAGCCAUGAUUAUAGAUUAUAGAUUUCUAUAUUUAAGAUAAAUAUAAAUAUAUGUGAUGUCACACAACAGUGGCCUGGAAGAGUCUGCGAUAUAUUUUUUUUUCCGACCAGAAAAGAUGUCACGUGACACAAUGAUGUCAUCGAAGCAGCUUUAAGAACAACACUGUGAUCACGUCGGUGUUUUUUUUUUUUUUUUUACGUAAAACAAGCGAAAAAAAAUCGUUAGUGAAAAACAAAAGUUGUUUAUGACUCGCUAACACAAGACGUUGUCUUCAACCAAUCACAGCUCAGCUCAGCUCAGCUGCUGAUUUAAGGUUAUUUUGUUUUAAAGUUUUAACUAAAAACUUGACUGAGCGACGACAUCAAACCAGCUUUACAAAGAAAAAUAUGCAAACGAUGCAAAGAAAAGAAGACGAGAGCAGGCGGGGACACGUCGGCAGUGGUGUCGCAUGAUUGUAACCAUGGAAACGUGGAGUAACCGACUCACUGAGAGGUCUAAGUUAAAUUAGACGGAAACCGCAAGAGGCAGCAACUGCAGAGGCUGCGUUCAGAGUCAAGUCCCAGUGUACACCAGGUCUCAGGCUGGUUCCUGGUCUUAGUCUGAGUUCUUAGCCCAAGUCAGAGUCGCGAGUAGUCCCAGUCCAAUCUGGGACCCGGCCUGAGACUCAGACUUGGUCUGGGACUGAGAAUCUUGACUCUCGUCGUUGAUGAAUGUUCAAUCAAAAGAUUUUUCUACAAAUCUGAAGUAAAGUUUUUUAUUUUUUUGAAUUUUUUUCAAAUAUCUGUAUCCAUAUAAACAUAAGGCGUGGUUGCUAUGACCACCGCAUUCAUGUCCAGCUGCUCUGCAUCAGCUUCAUUUUAUUAUUUCCAAACGUUUAAGGCUAAAAAUUAUCCAAAGUCAAAAUGGAACACGGUCUGCGUCCAGGCGAGCAUUUCAGCUCCGUGCCAUUUUAGAUUUGGCACGUUCGUAAACAGGAAGCAGAGUUUUAUUCAUUCACAAACGACGUUGACGUUAAAAAAAAGUUUCAACAGCUUCUCGUUCACGGCGGAUUGUAAAAGUCGCAACUAGACAUGGGACAAAAUAACGGCGACUUAAAAACAUUGCAUCCAUGUCGUUGUCCAAAAAAUUAUAUCGCUGGAUGCGAUAGUUUUACGAUAAAUUUAGCAUUUUUUCCUGGAAUGACUGGAAAGAUGCAGGUAGCUCUCCCUAGUGGCACUUCAAAAUAAAUCUCAAAAGUUUUUGGUUUUUUUCUUCCCCUGAAAAUUGAAAUUAACCACAAUCAAGUAAUUGUAUCGCGAUGUAAGAUAAAAUCUUAAUUUUUGUCCCAUCCCUAGUCGUGAUGUUUUAGGUGCUCUGUGGUCGUAACCAUAGCAACAGCGCUGCAGAGAGGAUUUGGCCUGAGAAAGACGCUUUAUUUUGUUGUUUCAAUUUGUUUUAUUUGAAAAGUAAAAAACAUGUUACUGAGACUUUAUUUCUGCCUCGGACGUUUGAAGCUGCUGCAGAAAUGUGUCCUUUUUUUAUGAAGAAAAUAUAAAGAAAAAUGAGGGAAAUAUUUGAAAUAUUUCUCAUUUAUUAGUAUGAAAAAAAACAGGAGAGAUUUAGAAAUGAUGCUAACAUUUAUUAAAAAAAUAAUGGAAAAUUAAAGAUUGCAGAUAAAUAAAAUAACAUUAAAUUAUUUAAUAGUCAAAACUUCACCCCCAAUAUAUUAAUUAUUAAAAACUAAUAUAGUUUUUCAGAUUUUAUUUUUUUAAUGUGGCGGAAAUAUCCUGCCUCCGUCAGUGAUGUCACUUCCUGUAAAUCAUAAAAACAUUACUGAGCAGAAACUCAGGAUUACAGUUUAAAAUAAAUAAAUGAAUAAAAAGUGAAGGUCAAUCCAAAGGUCAGAGCGAGUGUUUGAGAAGGUGUGGUCAGACGGUAGCAGUGGCGGCCCCCGCAGGUCAGAUGAAGCCACUGCAGGCGCAGGUUCUCAGGAAGUGAUGUUGAAGGUGAAGGAAACGUUCGCGGUUGUUGUGUCGUGUUCGUUUAUCGCCGUGACGACAGCGUUUCUGUGCAGCGUCACUUUGGCUGCGAGUCUUUGUUUCCACUGAUGUCGUGUGUGAGUCACGAAGUCGCGUAACGGACCUUUAACGAGUCGUUUCAUUCAAAAUGAUGUCUCGUUCUUAUUUUAUUUUUUGAUAUUUUUGUUAUUUGAAAACCGAGAAAAAGAAAAGUAACAUAUUUAAUGAAAUUCAUCCCAGAAUUCACUUUUUCAUCCUGUCAUUUGUGUGUGUGUGUGUGUGUGGGGCAUCUUGCCGUUGUUAUGCAAUAAACCUAUUGUGAGUUCCAGACUCUGCCAGUAGGGAGAGCUGUUGACCAGCGAGGUGGUAUGAGUGUAUGUGUGUGUGUGUGUGUGUGCAUUAGGGAUCAGUUAAAGGCCAUAUUUCAUAUUUUUUUUUCAUAUUUUGUAUUGAUGUAUAAUAUUAAUUGCGCUCACAUUAUUAAUGUUAUUGUUUUGUUUGUUUGUUUGUAGCGCCCUCUGCGGUCUCUUGCUUUGUAAUGUUUUUAUUUUGAACCUUGUCGAACAACGUCGAGGGAACGUUGAGCGUUGUACAUACAAAUCUCACAGGAGACAUUUUUAAAGAAACUGUAUCUUCACAUUAUUUUCCAGAAAAUAAACAAGUGAAACCUG